AUGGCCCUCGCGACAGGGCACGUCGCCGGCCAGUUGCGGCACCUCAUCUACUACCACCUCGACAACAACCUGAUCCGAAACGCUCUCUUCCUUGCUGGACGUCUUCAUGCCUAUGAACCGCGAUCCUUCGAGGCCCAGUACCUCCUUUCCCUCUGCCAUCUUCUCGGUGGCGAAGUCAAGGCCGCCUUGGAGUGCAGCCAGAGCUCUGGCUCACGGGGCCUGCAUGCAGGCUGUGCAUAUGUUUACGCUCAGGCGUGUCUGGAUUUGGGCAAAUACAUCGACGGCAUCACGGCACUGGAACGCAGCAAAAGCCUCUGGGGCUCAAAAAACCACUGGACUCAACUAGAUAAACACAGUGAAACACACCGACAACAUCUACCGGACGCGGCGGCGGUCUUCUCUUUACUCGGAAAGCUAUGGCAUGCUCAUAAAGACUUGAACAAGGCGGUGGAUUGCUAUGUGGAAGCUCUGAAACUCAAUCCGUUCAUGUGGGAUGCUUUCCUCGGGCUGUGUGAGACGGGCGUCAAUAUCCGUGUUCCUAAUAUCUACAACCUCAGCCCGGAGCUCCUCGCCAUUAUAUCGUCGUCGUCCCCGGAGGAAAAGGAUACCUCAUCGGAUCAUCCCGCACCAGGAGAAGGUCCGUUUUCCGUGCAAACAGCCAGCAACCCCAGUGCCGACCCUUUUAUGGUUCCUACAUCUCGGGUCGAUUCCGAGACCACUUUUGGAAGUUCCGCUCUUUGGGAGAAACUGAAUGGCAGCUCCGUUAGUGUUGCAGCUGUUGCGCAACCUGUCAUCCAUGAGGGAGCUCAGACCCCCCAGAGCAGUGGAUCUGAGGAGUUCCGCAUUGCGAAUGGAGUCACCGACCCAGAGUCUGCAUGGGAACCCCCACUGGCUCCGGCUAGGAAGAACCGCACAAUCCAAACUCUCAACAUGGACCAUCCCGUAAAUCCUCCACCAAAAAUGCGGCCAACGGGCAUCCGCCCACGGCCCAAAACUCGAAUUGAACCAGACGAUCAACCUGCCGAACGUGAACCUCCGCCUGCACCCAGAAUGGCAGAUCGCAAACGUACAGUCUCUGGCCAGGUGGCUCACCCUCAAGCUCAACAACCAACGGAACCCGGAGCUCCACAACGCCGGAGCGUGCGAUUGUUCAAUCAAAUCAAACCUACCACGAGCAAACUCUCCAACACCACACUAGCCGGAAGAGAUGGGCGGGAAAUGAAAAAGAUCCGGGGUAUCAGCUCAAGGAGCCGUCCUGGGACCACUUCGACUGUUGGCCGCGUCGUGAGCGGCAACCGGAAACCCAUGGAGGCCACAGAUGCCGAUGGCAAGGACAAUCGCCUAACGUCGGUGCCACCCGUCCCACCUUUGCCCAGAAAUUCCGAGAAAUCCAAGGAUAUUGAGGCCUUGAAUUGGCUCCUGGGGCUUUUCAACAAACUUGCCUCUGGCUAUUUCGCUUUGAGCAGGUACAAAUGCCCAGAUGCGAUCCAGCACUUUGGUUCGCUCUCCCAGGGUCAACGUGAAACGCCUUGGGUUUUGUCUCAGCUUGGUCGAGCGUACUUUGAGCAGGCCAUGUAUGCCGAGGCUGCCAAGUAUUUCUCUCGAGUCCAGAUCGUGGCGCCCUCCCGGCACGAGGACAUGGAAAUCUAUUCGACUGUGCUGUGGCAUCUGAAAAGUGAUGUUGAGCUGGCUUACUUGGCGCAUCAGUUGCUGGAGUCGGACCGGCUGUCACCACAAGCGUGGUGCGCCAUCGGCAACUCAUUCUCCCACCAGCGGGAUCACGACCAGGCUCUGAAAUGUUUCAAGCGAGCCACGAUGCUAGACCCGGAGUUCGCCUACGCGUUCACUCUCCAGGGACACGAGUAUGUUGCCAAUGAAGAAUACGACAAGGCUCUUGAUGCCUACCGGCACGGAAUCAACGUAGAUAGCCGGCACUACAACGCAUGGUACGGACUUGGCACGGUGUACGACAAGAUGGGCAAACUUGACUUUGCCGAGCAACAUUUCCGCAACGCUGCCAGCAUCAACCCGACAAACGCAGUGCUCAUCUGCUGCAUCGGGUUGGUUCUCGAGAAGAUGAGUAACUCGCAAGGCGCCCUGAUCCACUACAGUCGGGCGUGCUCACUCGCACCGCAGUCGGUGUUGGCUCGAUUCCGCAAAGCCCGCGUACUCAUGAAGCUGCAAGAGUACAAGUAUGCUCUGCAGGAGCUGACGAUCCUCAAGGACAUCGCGCCCGAUGAGGCGAACGUGCAUUACCUGCUCGGCAAACUGUACAAAAUGCUCAAGGACAAGGCCAAUGCAAUCAAGCACUUCACGACCGCCAUGAAUUUGGAUCCGAAGUCGCAAAGUCCCACCACCAUGUCAAUUUGCUCGUAUAUCCUACGAGGCAUCGGCUCAUUCAUUGUCGUGACCCUCUCUCUCUUCGCACUGGGCCAAAAAGUGCCCAAAGCCGCCUUCCUCGCCCGCUGUUUAGCCGCCUACGGCUCCCUCCUCCUAUGCGCCGCCUACGGCGUACUCGCGUCAAUCGUCCUCCGUCUGUUCGGCUACGGCCGUGUCUCACAAUGGGCCACAGCGCGCAGCUUCAAGUUCGUCAUGCGGUACACGACCGGUGUGAAGUUCGAGAUCGUCGAGGGCCAGGAACACCUCUCUACGCGCCCCGCCGUCUUUCUCGGAAACCACCAGUCGGAGCUGGAUGUGCUGAUGCUCGGAUACAUCUUCCCACCGUACUGCAGCGUCACGGCCAAGAAAUCGCUGAAGAAUAUCCCCUUCCUAGGCUGGUUCAUGACUCUCUCGCGCACGGUGUUUAUUGAUCGCGCAAACCGUGAAACGGCAAUGAAGGCUUUUGAUGGCGCCGUCGAGGAGAUGAACACGCAUCGCCAGAGCGUGUUUAUUUUCCCCGAGGGGACGAGGAGCUAUUCCGACGAGCCGACGCUGCUGCCCUUUAAGAAGGGCGCCUUCCACCUGGCUGUCAAAGCGGGCGUGCCCAUCGUGCCGAUUGUGACGGAGAACUACGCGCAUGUGCUAUCACCCCGUAUGGGACGGUUCGAGGCGGGGACGAUCAAGAUCAAAGUUCUGCCUCCUAUCCAGACCAAGGAUCUCACCGCGGCCGAUGUCGAUAGCUUGACCCUGUCGACGCGCGAGUCCAUGCUUAGCACCCUGGUGGAGAUGGCCCACGCCAACAAGGAGAAGAUCAAUGCUGCUCGCGGCGCGGCCGUCUCUACCGCUGUCGAAAUCUAA
Messenger RNA from Penicillium lagena, 3237 nucleotides. RefSeq names its product anaphase promoting complex subunit bimA. Lineage: Eukaryota; Fungi; Ascomycota; Eurotiomycetes; Eurotiales; Aspergillaceae. The coding region runs from base 1 to 3237 and encodes 1078 amino acids. Gene Ontology annotation, molecular function: 1-acylglycerol-3-phosphate O-acyltransferase activity; protein binding. The record is from RefSeq and is a predicted model, not a curated record. Gene Ontology annotation, biological process: cell division; phospholipid biosynthetic process. Gene Ontology annotation, cellular component: membrane. The transcript is spliced from 5 exons.